Thamnophis elegans (Western terrestrial garter snake) is the source of this 3074-nucleotide messenger RNA. RefSeq names its product nucleolar protein 6 (gene NOL6). The record is from RefSeq and is a predicted model, not a curated record. Gene Ontology annotation, cellular component: small-subunit processome; UTP-C complex; CURI complex. NCBI's taxonomy places the organism in Eukaryota, Metazoa, Chordata, Lepidosauria, Squamata, Natricidae. Bases 36 to 3074 code for a protein of 1012 amino acids. The transcript is spliced from 24 exons. Gene Ontology annotation, biological process: tRNA export from nucleus; rRNA processing.
GUUUUUCCUUUUUUUUUUUGCCGAGUUCCACCCACAUGGCUGCCCGAGCGGAUCGGCGGAAGAUGUUACCUGAAAGUGACGAGGGAACUAAAGGUCCGGAGAAGGAAGAGAAACAAAAUGGCAUCCCUAAAGAAGAGAAGCCAAGGGGAAAGAAACGGGCCUCUUCUUCCGAAGGCCUCUUGCAGCCGGUGAAAUUGGGCAAAAGUGAGCUGUACAAGGUGCCCACCAAUGAAGAGCUGAGCCACCUCAAGGAGACCGAGAACCUGUUCCAUUCCAACCUUCUGCGCCUGCAGAUCGAAGAGCUGUUGAAAGAAGUGACCCUCAAGGAGAAGAGGAAGCAGCGGAUUGAUGCCUUCCUUCACGAAAUCAGCGGCAUGCUCAACAACGUCCCGGAGGUUCCCGCGAGAGAUAUCACUGACCAGUCUUGGCUCCCCACGGGAGUGAAAGUCCCUAUUCUGCAGAUUCCUUUUAAGGUGAAGGGCAAGUUCCAUUUCCUGCCCCCAACGCAGGUGAAGGUGGUGGGGAGUUACCUGCUGGGCACCUGCGUCAAACCGGAGGUGAAUGUGGAUGUGGCAGUGAUCAUGCCCAAGGAAGUCUUCCAAGAGAAGGAUAACCUUAACCAGCGCUACCACCGCAAGAGGGCCCUCUACCUGGCCCACCUGGCCCAACACCUGGCCGAGACAAACCGCUUUGGGAGCGUGGCCUUUACCUACAUGAACGGCAACCACCUGAAGCCCCUUGUGCUCCUCCAGCCUCAAGGGAAGGAUGCAAAGACGGUGACAAUCCGCCUCCAUGCCUGCCCAGCCCCGGGGGUCUUCCGGCCCGUCCGUUUGCACCCCAGCAAAAACAACGUCCGGACAGCUUGGUUCACGGAGAAGGACUUGCCUGGCACAGGAGUCGCUGAGCCCCCCACCCCCCAUUACAACAACUCCAUUUUGUGGGACCUGGUGAUGGAGACCAACCUGCUCUACCUCUCCGAGGCAGCCAGUGCCUUCCGGGGCUUCCAAGACGGGGUGGCCCUCCUCAAAGUUUGGCUCCGCCAGCGAGAGCUUUCUCAGGGUCUGGGAUGUUUUAACGGCUUCAUGGUCUCCAUGCUGGUCGGACACCUCCUGGCCACUCACAGGAUCAGCAAGAUGAUGAGCGCCUACCAAGUGCUGCGAAACGCUCUCCACUUCUUGGCUACGACAGAUCUGACAACAUCUGGAAUCAGUCUCUCAAAAGACAGAGAACCUGGUCUGCCUUCCCUGACGGAGUUCCACCAGGCGUUUCAAGUGGUGUUUGUAGAUUCUUCUGGACUGGUGAACCUGUGUGCAGAUAUGACUGCCAACACUUACAAGCAGGUCCAGUUUGAAGCCAAGCAGUCGAUGGAGAUUCUGGACGACAAAACGGUGGAUGGGUUUCAGCUGCUCUUCAUGACCCAGAAGCCUCUGCUCCGGACCUUUGAUCACGUGUUCCACCUCCGUCACAUCUUCAAACUCCAGACGGCUUGCAAGAAGAUGCAGCUGCUCAACGCGUUGAUGGACCGUGGCGGGAAUUACGUGGCCGCCGUUCUCCCGUUCUUCCUCAGCUUGCUGGAGCGUGGACUGGGCCGGCGGUUGACGCUCCUGGCUCAUCAAUUGCCUCAGACACAACCGUGGUUGCUUCACGUGGACCCCCCAAAGCACAAAGACGUCGGUUCCUUAUCCUUCGGACUGUUGCUAAAUCUCGACUUUGCAAACAGUGUUUUGGAGCGAGGACCAGAAGCAGAUCAAGAUGAGGCCAUGGAGUUUCGGCAAUUUUGGGGCGAGCGGUCGGAGUUGAGGCGUUUCCAAGAUGGUGCCAUCUGCGAGGCCGUUUUGUGGGACGCUGCAAAUCUGUGCCAGAAACGUCUUAUUCCGGAGCAAAUCAUACGUCAUAUUUUGAAACUGCACUUGGACAUUCCGGAUAGUUCCAUCUCCUACGUGGGGGCCCUGCUGGAACCCCUAAUUAAACUGCGGCGGGAGCCUGCAGGCACCGGCGAGGAAGACAUGGUCAGCCUGAUCCGCUCCUACGACGACCUGAGCCGCAAGCUCUGGCACCUGGAGGGGAUGCCCUUAACAGUGACGGCGGUACAAGGAGCUCACCCUGCCCUUCGCUACACAGAUACUUUUCCUCCAGUUCCCAUGAAACCAGAUUAUUCCUUCCAUGGCAAGAUCAAAGGCCUAGCAUCCUUUCUCCCCGUGGCAGAAAAGCCGUGUCCUGCUUACUUGGCCCCAAUAAAAGUGAUUUGCCAGAUGGAGGGAAGCGGUCAGUGGCCUCGGAACAAGGAGGCCAUUCAGCGCAUCAAAGCCGCUUUCCAGUUGCAGCUGGCGGAAGUCCUGAACCAGCAACACCACCUGCUGUGCCGGCCAGCCACCACCUACACCGAUAUACAUAAGGAUGGCUAUGUCUUCCGCCUUCAAGUGGCCUACCAUCGAGAGCCCCAGAUCCUAAAGGAAUUGGUCACCCCAGAAGGGAUGCUGAAGUACCAGGACACCCCAGAAUCUCAGCAGCUGGAACUGGAGACUUUACAUCUGCCUUUCUUGACUAGCUCGCUACACGGGUUGCAGCAACAAUAUCCGGCUUUUAGCGGCAGCUGCCGUCUGGCCAAGCGAUGGAUCAACGCUCAGUUGCUCAGCGACAGCCUCACGGAGGAGGCCGUGGAUUUAUUAGCGGCCUUCCUUUUCCUCUCUCCAGCGCCCUUUACAGCACCCAGUUCUCCCCAGGUGGGUUUCCUUCGCUUCCUUCACCUGCUGGCCACCUUUGACUGGAAGAACAACCUUCUGUUGGUGAACCUCAACGGCGACCUCAAAGAGGCAGAUUAUGUAGCCAUCAGAAGCCACUUCGUGGAAGCCCGGCCGCGUCUCCCGGCCAUGUUCAUUGCUACGCCAAAAGACCAGAAACACUCCAUGUGGACCAGAGAGAAGCCGUCACCUCAGAUCCUUCAGCGCCUCCUUGUUCUGGCCCAAGAGGCCCUUCAGGUGUUGGAGAAGCAGCUGAUGGACCCUCUGGGAAACCAGGAUGUGAAGCCUAAGAUUGCCUUGCCAACCUCCAGCGAGAAUGAAUACCACGCCUGA